AUGUUCGAUCUCCCACGGCCAAUCAUUCAUAAAAAUAUUUACAUCGGCGGAUUAGGGAUAAGUGAUCCAAAGCCACUCGACGAGAAAUUUACCGCUUUGAUGAAAAAAGGCAGGAAUGGAGUGAUAAUCAUCUCGCUCGGGACUAUUGCACCUUUUCACGUUCUUCCGCAGAAAGUGAAAAUAGGAUUUGCAAAUGUUAUCAAAUCGAUGCCAGACUACCACUUCAUUUUGAAAGUUAGCAAAGGCGACACUAGUACACCAUCUUUCUUCAAGGAUGGCUCCAACUUUGACUUUAUUGAGUGGUUACCUCAGAAAGACAUAUUAGCCCAUCCCCGACUGAAACUUUUUGUCACGCAUGGUGGUAUCAAUGGGCUUGAAGAAGCAUUAUUCAGAGGAGUUCCAGUUGUGGUCAUUCCAUUGUUUGCUGACCAAUUCCGCAAUGGUAGAAAUGUUGAAAAGCGAGGCGUGGGAAAGGUGAUAGGUUUUUUUUGCAGUAGCAUGAAUAUGCUUUUUCUUGUGCAUUUGGCAAAGAGCUUGGCCUUCUGUCUCGAUAUAACCUAUUCAGAAACGAUUAGAUCUGCUAUACAGGAGAUAUUAAGUGAUGACAGUUACAAACAAAAUGCUAUGCGCAUGUCGAAGCUAAUGCAAGAGAAACCAUUCAGUGCCGAGCAGCGACUCGUUCAAUGGACUAAUUUUGCUAUCGAAAACGGCGUUUUAGAUGUUCUACAUGUGCAGGGCUCCCGACUGAAUUCGAUUGUUUAUUUUAAUCUUGACGUAAUAGCUGUUGUUGUUAUUGUUAUAUGUUCGUUCUUGGUUAUCAUUUUUAAAUUGUUAAAAGCCUUAGGAAGAAAACUUUUUGUCCAAAAAGUUAAACAGAAUUAG
Messenger RNA from Cylicostephanus goldi, 882 nucleotides. NCBI's taxonomy places the organism in Eukaryota, Metazoa, Nematoda, Chromadorea, Rhabditida, Strongylidae. The record is from the annotation of a GenBank genome assembly.